Messenger RNA from Triticum turgidum subsp. durum (durum wheat), 1008 nucleotides. NCBI's taxonomy places the organism in Eukaryota, Viridiplantae, Streptophyta, Magnoliopsida, Poales, Poaceae. The record is from the annotation of a GenBank genome assembly.
AUGCUCACCGAUAUGAUGCACCACGGGCGUGAACCACACGAGAUAAACGAGAUCUUGGCCCUCUUGCUCUACUGCAUCCACCGCACACUCCCCGACCCGCCCGUCUCCGCCGUCGCUCGCCUCUCCGCCCUCCCCUCCGAUGACCCCAUCGACCGCGUCAGCCGCCUCCCCGACGUGAUACUCCGUCGCAUCGUCUCCCUCCUGCCCAUCAAGGACGCCGCGCGCACCGCCCUGCUCUCCCGCUGCUGGCGCGGGGUCUGGCGUUCCAUCUCGCUCGUCCUCACCGACACGGACCUCUCCCCAUCCCCGGCAGCCUCCGCCCUGUCCCGCGUCCUCGAGGCGCACCCAGGGCCCUUCCGUGCGUCCACCUCACCAGCAGCUACACGGAGGAGUCCAGCCACCUGCUCACGCCCUGGCUCCAGCUCCUCGCCGCCAAGGGGGUAUAGGAGCUCAUCCUCGUCAACCGCCAAGGAGGAGAUCUUCGUGGUGAACGCCCCACGCCUUCAGCGCCUAAUCAAUUUGGAGGGUUGGACCCCCGACACGGGCUGCACCAAGGUCAGGAUCGGCCAUGCCCCUAAGCUGCAAUUGCUGGCCUACUUGCAGUUGGACACAGGGAAUCACGUCUUCAAUGUCGGCAACACCAUCAUCAAGGCUGGGACAAGAGUGAGCCCAAGAACCAUGGUACCAAGUGUGAUAGUCCUGGCUCUGGAGGUGCGUUUCGAUGUACGCAAUGAUGCCAAGAUGAUUCCGAGUGUCCUCGGAUGCUUUCGUAAUGUCGAGACGCUCCACAUCAAGUGUGGAAAAUCUGAUCAAUCCACUGGCAAGCUCAACCUAAAGUCCUGGCAUGACUCUGGUACCGCAGAAUGCAUCCAGUCGUGCAUCAAGGAGCUGAUCUUCCAUGAUUUCCGAGGGGGUCGAAGUGAGCUCGCCUUCCUCAAAUAUUUUGUCGAGAGUGCAUCGGUGCUCAAGCAGGUGUUGCUUCUAUUGUCUGCUGGCUGCACCGUGUAG